Molecule: messenger RNA, 3292 nt
Organism: Dunckerocampus dactyliophorus (ringed pipefish)
Lineage: Eukaryota; Metazoa; Chordata; Actinopteri; Syngnathiformes; Syngnathidae
Gene: ppp2r3b
Product: protein phosphatase 2, regulatory subunit B'', beta
Exons: 14
Coding region: 425-2173 (582 amino acids)
Biological process (GO): protein dephosphorylation
Cellular component (GO): protein phosphatase type 2A complex
Molecular function (GO): protein phosphatase regulator activity; calcium ion binding
Source: RefSeq, a predicted model, not a curated record
CUUAGCUAGCAUGAUACAGCUAAUUAGCUAAUGGUAACUUUGCUAGCUGCUCUCACAACCGUCAUGUCUUUUCUAACAUUCCAGAACUGUCAGUUGACGUGAAUCUCGUGGUUUUAAACUAUAAUAUGUCGCACUGUGGUGGUUUAAAAUAGCCAAUAUUUAUGUGGUUUUGCUCAGGCUAGCCUGCGGGCUUAAAGCAUUGACAGACGGCCCGCUGAAAUUCAAUAAUGUUAGUGACUGGUGUGUUUAGUGUUACUAGAAACAAGGUCGAAUGCUUGCAUACCGCCCAUAUGCACUCUAGAACUGCGCUGGAUCUGCGUUAUUGUAGCUUAAAAAUAUUUAAAACCAAUCUCUUUGAGGAUGCAGUGCAGUUCUAUACCCUUGAAAACUCCAACCACAAUCACGAGAGAGGCCUUCCUACAAAAUGCCAUCAAGCCAGAUCCUGCAGCCAGUUCUCAAAAUGAAGGUGGAUGAGCUCUUCCUCACCUGGCUAAGCGACACCAAAACCCAGGCGGUCUUAAAGGACUACCUGGACCUCAUCAAGGUCGGACACCAGUGCGAUCUAAACGAUGUGGGUGCCAUGACGAAAAGGACGCUGACCUUCAACGAGAACAACAACGUGGCGUCCCAAAAGAACUGGGUGGCGGAGAAGAAGGCCACCGCCUUCAACACCCCCUUAAGCCCCCCGUCGGCCGCCACCUUGCCCUCGGGAUGCAGCGGCGGGACCAGGGUGACAGGACCCCACGGCAGGAUACUACGGAGGUCUGUCAGCUCCAAAAAGGCACAAGUGAGGACAGAGGAGCCCGUCACCAACCCGCUGAGCGAAAGCAUUCCAAAGUUCUACUUCCCGCUGGGUCGGCCUAAAGCCAACCUCAACAUCGACAGCCUCAUUUCCAAAGUCGAGGCAACGUUUUGCCAAUUCCCCAAUGAAAGGGCCACCAUUGAGGACAUGGGGCAGGUUGCCAAGGCCUGCGAGUGUCCCCUCUACUGGAAGGUGCCAUUGUUCUGCUUGGCCGGAGGCGACAGGACGGGCUUCGUGUCUGUUCACAAGUUCGUGGCGAUGUGGAGAAAAACGCUGCAGACCUGCCACGACGACGCGGCCAAAUUUGUGCACCUUUUGGCCAAGCCUGGCUGCAAUUACCUGGAACAAGACGACUUUAUUCCCUUCCUGCAGGAUGUGGUGAACUCUCACGCAGGCUUGUCCUUCCUGAAGGAAGCACUAGACUUUCACUCAAGAUACAUCACCACGGUGAUCCAGAGAAUAUUUUACAAUGUGAACCGCUCCUGGACUGGCAAAAUAACAUGUUCAGAGCUGCGGAAAAGUAACUUUCUUCAGAAUGUUGCGAUGCUGGAGCAAGAAGAAGACGUGAACCAGCUGACCGAGUUCUUCUCCUACGAACACUUCUACGUCAUUUACUGCAAGUUCUGGGAGCUGGACACGGACCAUGACCUUUACAUCAACCAGAAGGACCUGGCACAGCACAACGACCAAGCCAUUUCCCAAAAGAUGAUUGAGAGAAUAUUCUCAGGAACGGUAACAAGGGACAGGCGUGUCUUCAAGGAGGGCCGCUUGAGCUACGCCGAUUUUGUUUGGUUCCUCAUCUCAGAGGAGGACAAGAAAACAGACACCAGUAUCGAGUACUGGUUCCGCUGCAUGGACCUGGAUGGGGACGGCGUGCUGAGCAUGUACGAGCUGGAGUACUUCUACGAGGAGCAGUGCCAAAAGCUGGAGAGCAUGGCCAUCGAGCCGCUGCCCUUUGAGGACUGCCUUUGCCAAAUGCUUGACAUUGUCAAGCCAGAAGUCAAAGGGAAAAUCGCCUUGCGAGACCUGAAGAGGUGCAAGCUGUCGCACAUCUUCUUCGACACCUUCUUCAACAUCGAGAAGUACCUGGACCACGAGCAGAGGGACCCCUUCUCUGUCAUUAGGGAAGUGGAGACGGACGGCCAGGAAAUGUCAGACUGGGAGAGAUAUGCCGCAGAGGAGUACGACAUCCUGGUGGCCGAGGAGGCCGCCGCUGAUCACUGCAAUGACGUGUACGAGAACCCGCUGAGUCCCUUAGAACCUCACAUCUCAGCCGACCUGGCUCUGACUAAGAGACACCUCUUUGAGAUCCCCAGUCCUCACUGCAACUUGGACCUGGACAAGUACGAGUAUGAGGACGACUUUGAAUGACAAAGCUACAGCUAACCUAAGCUACGCUUCUGUUCAGUGCAGCCUGAUGCUGCUGCUUCUCCUCCUCCUUGGCACUUUACACCUUUUUACAUGAUGAAGAAGUUGCCUGAAAAUUUGAGUCCGAUAGACUACACCUCCAUCCCGUCAUUGGCUAACUUGACAUUCCAGUGAUCGUACCAGAAGCUUCUGUACAACAAUGUAAAAACAGUCACCUGCUUUGAUACAGUGUGUGUUUGUGUGUGUGUAUAAGAGAGAGAGAGGUCAUUUAAUUUAUAAAUAUAUCUACAGACUGUAAAUAUUUUUGCUGUGAUGUAAAUGAUUUGCUUGGAAUCACAUUAUUUUAUAUGUCAACUUAAUAAAGCCUUAUAUUUCAUGACUGCCAGUAGAAGACACUUUUCACUAGCAUGGCAUUUUUAUUCUACUCACUGGACACUUCAUUAGGUACGAGAUCUCGUGAAAAUGUGACAAGCUUUCUCAUUUGGAGAAAAGCUGUAUGAUGAGAACAAGACAUCAGAAGCCAAUCAGACUGAACUAUGGCAUAGAUGCUAUGAAUGAUAAUGAGUAAUAACAGUAAUAUGGAAGUGACUGUGCAAGGCAAUAUUGGAAGCACCCAUGAAGUGCUUUAGGCACACCUUGCAAUCCAACCUACCCUGGUGUUCACAGUGCCCGCGAGUGACGUGACGUGGAUGCCGUACAAUACACGUCUGAAAGCUGUAAAAGUCAUCCCCCAACAAUGCAACCCAGCCUUUACCAAUAGUGCCAAGAAGGCAGAGCUUGGACACACUCGCCUUCCUGGCAAAACACGCAUGGGUGUCCAAUGUGUAGCGCAGGGGCCAUCUGUGGAACGUGGCUCAUUGCAGAAAUAAAAAACAAAAACCCAGCAAAAGGGCAAAAAAUAUUGCUAAUUAAUAAAAACAGAUUUGUCUUUAAAUGUGUUUAUUAUUUCUUUAUGAUAAAUAUGAAAGGUCAGCUGGAUAGCCCUGAUGUACAGUAAAUAAAGACAAACACGAGAAAAACAGUGAGCUGUAGUAGAAAGAUUAUUAAUGUUAUAUAUUAUCAGAACAGUUGUUUAUUUGGUCUUUGAGUGUCGAUUUGUAGCACAAUAAACAUUUCAAAAUG